UCGGACAUCCGUGAGCUCCGCGAAUCUGCCCAUCUAUACGUUCUUAUUUAUACAGCGCUCUUGGCAGACGCGAUCGUCGGGGGUGCAAGUCAAAUCGCGAGGCCAAUGUCGUGUAAGGCCGUUGGUUUCGCUGAUCUACGAUCUCGCCGGCGUUUCAUGAGAAACCUCGACGGGGCACGUGCGAACGCGCGACAUCACUGCCGGCGAUUGACGAUCUGCGAUCGCAUGCGUCCGCAUCAACGACGUUACGACGAACGCGUCUCACCUCUACGAUCUAUGCCCGACCGCGGAAAGAACGCCGCUGUUGCCCGUUCGCAGAUGCGCACGUCGUCGACGAUCACGUCCGUACCGGUGAGUACACGGGCUCCCCGGAGCCUCGCGACCGACAUCCCGAUCUUCGGAGCAGCGAAGACGAAAGGAGAAGUAGCCAUGGUUGAGAUACCAAAGGAUUGUGUCCUGCAGUGGGCGGGCCACGCGGGAUAUAUUACAGAAAGAUUCAGUGGUCUUUUUGCACGUCAGGCUCUAGUCGAUGUCACAUUGAUCUGCGAUGAACAAAAGCUACGUGUUCACAAGCUGGUUUUAGCUUCGAAUAGUAUAUACUUUGAGGAAAUACUACAACAAGAUUUGGGACAAGAGCCAAUUAUACUUUUAAAAGACUUGGACUUCGAAAUUUUGAAGGCCAUGGUCGAAUUCAUGUAUUGCGGCGAAACUACGAUAUCUCAUCAGCAUUUAUCAUCCUUGCACACUGCAGCACAAAUUUUUAAGGUUAAAGAAUUGGUAUCUGUGAUCGAUACUAUUGUCGAUACCAAAAACGUUUUGAACGAUUUUGAAAGUUGCCUAAAGCAGCAAAGAGGAGAUUGUAAUUUAAAAGUUGCAAACAAUUCGCUCACAGAGAAUGAUUACGUCUGUGUUAGAUGUGAUAAAUUAAAUAUGGACGAGAAUACAGUAGCCUGUGCAAAUAGCGAUUUAAGCUCAAAUAAGAAUCACUCUUUAGAGAACGAUAUGAUUGAAAGCACCGAGCACGAUUUAGAACACACUUUGUAUGAAGAAUCGGAUGCUAUUGAUGCUAGCAACAAAGAUGUAAUAGAUACAUCGUUCUCUACAUCUGAUAUAAAUAUAAGUGUACAAAGUGAUAUUACUACCGAUACCAUGCCUACACAUGUAGAUAUGGUAAACGAAGUACAAACCAGGUGCACAAAUAACAAUACAGACGAAGCGUGUUGUCAUAGUCUUGAUUUAAAACCUAUCUUGUACGAACAAUGCUGUGAUUUUUCCUGCGACGUGGACGAAAGCGAUCAAACCUCAACACUGUCGCAAUCUUGCCUUCCACAAGUCGAAAACGACUUUGAGCACUGUUCCGGGAGUAGCACAGAUGUUCCUAGCACGAUAGGAAAAUACGUCAAGGUUUAUACGCCCAAACGACGUAGAUCCAUUGACGAAGUUCGCAAUAAGCUUGUACAUACGCAAUGCAGUUUAGUGCCAACUCCGCCGCAUUCUACGGAUUCCAUAGAUUUAUUAGACGAGCCGUCCUCUAAUGAUUUACCAGUUACUCUAUUGACCUCCCUAGAUAUGGAAAGCGCUGAAUAUAUCUUAAGCUUGAGCACGGAAAGCAUACAAUCGAUAGUAGGUGGUACUAUAAGUAAUCAACAUACGGUGAUUGGAUAUAGAGAGAUAAGUGUAGAACGAGACGCCGCUAAGGAGCGAUUGAAUCCCCCAGCAAAUGAAACGGAUUGCGCAAAACCAGUUCUGAGACGUAGCACGCGAUUAAGUCAACAGGAAAGCGACGAGGCUGCGAGCAAUGGCCUCUUUUCGGGAACCUUUCCGGGGACUGAGAAACCGUUCAAAAAGGGUAGUUCCCCUAACAGAACGGAAUCGUGCGUGAAAACGAAACGUAAAGGGAAGGAAGAUCGUAAGGUACCGGAUCACAGUGCAAUCACGAGCGCAAUACAAUCUAACAAAAAGAACUCCAACAGCAAGAAGACUAAUUCGAAAUUAAUAGUAAGAAAGAGUAACAAAUCUGCGUGUACGGUUGCCGGUAGUAAGGAAAAGGAAGAGUCAAAGUUGAAGGAAGAAUCGAAGCCGAAAGCAAACAAUAGAUUCAAAGCUGAAAAUACGGACAGAUCACUGACAGCGGAUCAACCCACUUACCACUCCACAAAAUCCAACGUAUGCAAGUGCAUAAGCCGCGCUUUGUGGGGCGAUAUGUCCGAUGCGUUGGAUUAUUGGGAAAACGAGAUGGAUCUGCUCGCGUAUCCGUCCAACACGGAGAUUCCUUUUGCCGUCGGCUUGCUACCUUUACGAACCGCUUUGGAGAAGAUGCAGGCAACACCAGAUUAUCAACCGCGCAAAACGCGUUCGUCGGUCGCGCCGAUGAAGCAAGAAACAAAUAAUGGUGUAAAACGAAAAUAUUGCACGCCAUUCGAUGCUGUGGUACCUUCGAAAAAGCAAAAUGGCAAUAAUCAUGUCGGAAGCCCAAACACCGUAUGUCACAUAGAGAUACGAACAGCACCGUCACAGUGCGCAAAAAGUCGUAAACGAUUCCUUUCGGAUUCGAUUACGAGUCUGCCAGCAAACGGACCGACAUCACAAGCAAUGGCAGGCAAUAACGUGGGUUAAAAUUUCUUUGCGACAAAACUGACUUAUUCUAUCGGUUCAAUAUAGUAUCAUAAUUUUGAAUACGUCGUAUAACAUUAUUGAAAAAGGCAGCAAAAUAGUAACAUCUGAUUCUCCUGUUUUUAAGCUUAAUCAGUACGAGAAUAGUUAAGAUUAGUAAUUUAUUUUCCUCGCCAUGUUUAGAGUCUACUCGUAAUAUCUGAAUAUCUCGCAAUUUGUACACUAAUAUACUUAUUAGUAAUCUUAAUUUAAGUGUAAAUAAAAAUAUUUUUAGGUACAAUUUUGCACAUACUCUUGCAAUUUCAUAGUUACGUAUAUUAUACUUUACAAAUAGUUGUAUCUCUCUUAAGCCGUAUAAUAUAUCACAGUAAUUUCAUAUUUUUGAUAACCUUAAUUUAAUUGUAAUUUAACUUUAAAUAACUAUUAAAUUUGCAAUUAUGUAGGUAGCUAGAAAAAGAUAAUAUUCCUGUUAUAUCUUCAACAAUGUUUAAAAUAAGCACUAUCCGUUUUCAGUAGCAGUUGCAAGAAAAAUUGUGCACAAUAAUUAAAUUUUACCAUUUUAGCACAAUUCUUUUUAAUCAAAUUCAAUGUAAUAUAUUUAUCAUUACGCACACAUAGAGUGCACAAAAAAUUACACUUUGAUUACAUAAAAGUAAAUAUCGUACGAUUAUUUAUGCUCGAUAGGAAAACGUCUAGAAUUUACUUUAAGCAAUGCGAAUUGAUUAUGAAAAAGUAAAAAUCUAUUUUUAUAAAUUUUUGUUUUUUACUUAUACACAUUUGUAAAAAUAAGCUCUAUAAAAUAAUUUUUAAGACUUUGUACCUUAAAGAAUAUAGCAGCAAUAACAUUUUAAUAAAACUUCAUAAGUCGUGUUGGCGUAUAACAUAAAUAUAAAAAGUAAAUAGAAACCAAUUUGUACGAAACAUAGCGAAUGUUGUGAUUAUGAUAAUUAUUUCUUGUUUCAAUA
Messenger RNA from Solenopsis invicta (red fire ant), 3578 nucleotides. RefSeq lists its product as uncharacterized. Bases 106 to 2616 code for a protein of 836 amino acids. Gene Ontology annotation, biological process: regulation of transcription by RNA polymerase II. The transcript is spliced from 4 exons. Gene Ontology annotation, cellular component: nucleus. NCBI's taxonomy places the organism in Eukaryota, Metazoa, Arthropoda, Insecta, Hymenoptera, Formicidae. Gene Ontology annotation, molecular function: protein binding. The record is from RefSeq and is a predicted model, not a curated record.